AUGUCUAACUCAACUGAUGCGGUGGCUACCCUAACCACAAUGUUCGCGGGAAUCUGCAGAUUCAAGUUCGCAGACAUCCGCGACUACCUCCAUACGAUGGGACUUGGUGCAAACAUAUUACGAGAGGAAACGGAAAAGGCAGAGAACGCCCCAAUUCCUUCUUGCAACAUAAAGUUGUUGCGACUGGAUAACGACAACAACGAGUUCAACGCCAUCUUCCGUACUCCUCCUCGCUAUAAGGGCAAGCUCGAACCUGGUGACAAAGCAGUCGCUUACCUCAAGAUUGAGGAGGAGGGCGGGCCCUGGGAUAUGCGGAUUAUUGAGCCACCUGCCUAUGCUAGAACCGGCGAGAUCACAUCAGUGCUCGCGCGUCGAUGGAAUAAACACACUGACAAGUGGUUUGAUGAGAGAAAAGUUGCUACUAUCACACCCCCAACCCAUCUCAAAGGUGGUGCCGAGCUGGGAUACAUCCUCAGACAGCAAGGUAUCGAAGCAUGA
Messenger RNA from Exophiala xenobiotica, 498 nucleotides. RefSeq lists its product as uncharacterized. The record is from RefSeq and is a predicted model, not a curated record. Bases 1 to 498 code for a protein of 165 amino acids. The transcript has a single exon. NCBI's taxonomy places the organism in Eukaryota, Fungi, Ascomycota, Eurotiomycetes, Chaetothyriales, Herpotrichiellaceae.